AUGUGCCAGGGAGGUCAAGAACAGCCUCAACCUGUUCACUCUUGCGACAUGGUUUAUCUGAAGAUUGUCGUUAUAUUUUUUAUUGUGAAUCUUUGUAAUAAUUAUGCUAUAAAAUGCGACAUUUAUUUCCCGCUAUUUAUUAUAUUCAAAUCGGGUUCUUUAUUGGCAAAUAUUAUAUUUGGUUUCGUGUUACGAAACCAUUACUAUACCCGAAAGCAGAUAUCAUCUGUGAUAGCUGUCACCUGUGGUAUUGUGAUAUUCACCUUGGCCAGUUAUGAUCCGACGACAAAUCCGAAAACAACAGGACCUGCCUGGUUUUUCUCGAUCCAGCCGUUUUUCAUUGGAGUAUUUCUUCUCACAGCAGCACUGAUGCUCAGUGCAUAUCUGGGCGUUUGCCAAGAAGAUAUGUACAGGACUUAUGGGAAACAUGCUAAGGAAUCCAUGUUCAUGGUGCAUUUUCUGUCAAUUCCUGGAUACGCACUGCUGGGAGACGAAAUCAUUGAAGCAUUCUAUGCUGCGAAUCGUACACCUUCGAUGAACAUUCUUGGCUACGAUUUGUUAUUGCCUACAGCAUGGGGUUACAUUUUAGGGAUCUGUGUACUACAGUAA
Molecule: messenger RNA, 609 nt
Organism: Cooperia oncophora
Lineage: Eukaryota; Metazoa; Nematoda; Chromadorea; Rhabditida; Trichostrongylidae
Source: the annotation of a GenBank genome assembly